This is a messenger RNA of Parathielavia appendiculata, 873 nucleotides long. Its product is annotated as NAD(P)-binding protein. Bases 1 to 873 code for a protein of 290 amino acids. Gene Ontology annotation, molecular function: oxidoreductase activity. The transcript is spliced from 4 exons. The record is from RefSeq and is a predicted model, not a curated record. NCBI's taxonomy places the organism in Eukaryota, Fungi, Ascomycota, Sordariomycetes, Sordariales, Chaetomiaceae.
AUGUCCUCUUUGUUGCUCAUGGAUCGCGCCUCCUCAGGCUUCGGCGAAGCCAUCGCCUACGAAGCGCUCUCGCGCGGCCACCAAGUCAUUGCCACAGCGCGCAGCGCAUCCAAGCUGGGCAAAAUUAAGGGCGCCGGUGCCGCCGUGCUCGACCUGGACGUGACUAGCGACGAGGAGAAGCUGGCGGCCGUCUUCAAGGAGGCUAACGCCAUCUACGGCCGGAUUACCCAUGUCGUCAACUGCGCGGGGUAUCUAUUGGAGGGCGCUGUUGAAGAGGCUAGCAAUAAAGAGGUCUUUGACACAUUCAACACCAACGUUUUUGGCACGGCCAACGUUGCGAGGGCAGCGGCGCCCUACCUCCGCGAGGCGGCCAAAGUGCCAGGGGGACAGGCGGCGCUGGCGACGUUUGGCAGCCUCGGGAGUUGGGAGUCGGGCCCGGCCGCGGCUUAUUACUGCAGCACCAAGUUCGCCGUGAGCGGGCUGACUGAGGGCCUGGCGGAGGAGCUGCGGCCGUUUGGGAUUACCGUGUGCUGCUUCGAGCCCGGGUACACGCGCACCGGGUUCUUGGCGUCCGGGGCCGGCGGAGACCACCGGAUCAAGACGGCGCGGCAGAUCGAGUUGUACCACAACACCGGAGCGGAAGAGAUGCGCAAGGCCAUGGACGCCUACAACGGGAACCAGCCCGGCGAUGUGGUCAAGUGCGCGAAGGUCAUUGUCGACGUGUUGACCAAGGAGGGCGUGGCCAAGGGGAGGGAAAUUCCCGUGAGGCUGCCGCUGGGGUCGGACUGUCUCGGGGUGGUGAGGCAUAAGUGCGAGAGCGCGCUAAAGCUGGUGAAGGAAUGGGAGGAGGUCAUCUCCUCGACCAUGCAUUAG